AUGCCAGAUCUUAAAGGGGUCUUCAGUGUCAGUUCUGCUAAGGAGUUGGUGCGAAACAAAUUUCCAAAGGUGGAACGGGCGUCGCUGAUUUGGAGAAAGGAGAUUCACCCAGUUCUUGCAGCUCAGAACUGGAAAUUUUUGCGUGGGAUUUGCGCUACUCAUGACCUGAUUAAGGAAAGAUUUAAAAUUCCUAUAGCCAGCAGAUGUUGUCUUUGUGGAAUUGAGGAGGAAACACUUGAUCAUGUGUUGUUUAGUUGCAGCUUUGCAACCCGAGCCUGGAAUUGGAUUUCUCAGAUUUUUGAUUUAAUUCCUAAUAGUAAUCUGAUUAUUUCUUGUAAGGCAACAUCAGGAAGAAGUCAGAUGGUGUGGGAGUUAUGGCUGCUUGCAAACCUUGUUUUUAAAUCUGAGCUGUGGGCUUUGAGAAACAAGGGAGUGUUUGAGCAGAAAAAGCUUUACUGGAACGUGUUUUUAAAGAGCGUUUUGAAGCGCGUGAAGUGGCAGCAGCCGAAAGAAUACUUUUGGCAUCCUCGUGAGAGUAAUGAAAUCUUGUUAUAUUGUGAUGGUGCUGCGAGAGGAAAUCCGGGAAGAGCUGGAGCAGGUGUUGUAGCUCUUGAUGCUUCUUGCAAUGUUAUUGGUGCUAUGUCAAUUGGCUUGGGUAUUACUACAAAUUAUCUGGCAGAAUUAUAUGGGUAUUAUUGGUUUGGAAUGGGCUACAAGAUGGGAGUUAGACGUAUUUGUAUUCGUUCAGACUCUUCUAGUAUGGUGGAGGCUAAAUAA
Molecule: messenger RNA, 777 nt
Organism: Papaver somniferum (opium poppy)
Lineage: Eukaryota; Viridiplantae; Streptophyta; Magnoliopsida; Ranunculales; Papaveraceae
Exons: 2
Coding region: 1-777 (258 amino acids)
Molecular function (GO): nucleic acid binding; RNA-DNA hybrid ribonuclease activity
Source: RefSeq, a predicted model, not a curated record